Lolium perenne is the source of this 1137-nucleotide messenger RNA. NCBI's taxonomy places the organism in Eukaryota, Viridiplantae, Streptophyta, Magnoliopsida, Poales, Poaceae. The record is from RefSeq and is a predicted model, not a curated record.
AUGUAUGCUGGCGAAGAAGACGUUGAUCGCAUUUCCAAGGACCUCGAUGCGAAGGACCUGGAGAAACUUAUUCGACGCUUUUCUUCACUGAGAAAGAAAGAUGAGGUUCCAACCUCUUGUCGGGUGGAGCCAUACAGCGGCAGCCACCCCCUACAGGAGAAUCAUCAAGUCUUGACUUCUCUUCCUCCCCUUCCCGAAGGCGGAGAAGUAGAGGAGCGAGCCAUUGUCCAUGACGACCCGCAAGAAUCCACUCCUCUCGAGAGUGAAGUCGCUGCAUCUAACAAAUCCGCGGCUUCCUCCGACAAAGGAACUGAGUCAGAGGCUUCUGAAUCAGUGCACUCUCCUCCACCCGCUAUUUCUCCAAGGAACAAGAGAAAGAGGAGUGAAACUGAAGACUCCGGCGCCUCCAAGCCAACUGAACCUGCUCCUGAAGAAUCAUCUCCCGAAGAUGGAGGUGCCUUUGACCCUUACGACGACGCAGGCUCAGUUAGCUCUGGCGAGAAGGAGGAGGAAGAAGAAGAACUCGCGGUUACUGGCACGGCUCCCACGAGCACGUCCAAUACCGUGGUCCUUUCCGAAGAAAUUCGCACUGCCGCGGAUUCUUCGCCUCCCCCUCAGCAGAUGGUGGAUACGUCGACUCCACCACCCAGCCCCCGAGCGCCUUCUCCAAAAAGACUCAAGGUCGGGGCUGGUGAUGAGCAAACGCUUAUCUUGGGGAGUUCUUCGACUCCUUUGGUGAAUGAUCCCCUGAUGGACCAAUUCAUCCGCCUCGGCACCCAAUCCAUUGGGUUUCACAAGGAGGCCGACACUUUGAGAGCCUCUCUUCAACUAGCCAAAGACCGCGCUGAAGCUCUCGAGGCUAAGCUAAAGCUUAGCGAGGAGGCUCGCGAGAAGGCCCAAGCCGAUGCUGCUUCUGUUGAAGAACUCCGUCAACGCCUCUCCCAAGCUGAAACUGCGUUAAGCGACAAGAUCGCUGAGCAGGUCGACUGGGCCAAGGCUGGAGACACCGGCAAGAUCAAGAAGGAGAAGUGGAAGGCGUUAGUGAAAGAUGCCAAGCCGCACUCGAAGAAAAUCGUUGCCUUCUUCACGGCGAAGUCUACUGGUUCCACCAGUACUGCCAAGACGGAGGUCAAGUAG